Leucoraja erinaceus (little skate) is the source of this 4451-nucleotide messenger RNA. RefSeq names its product ADP-ribosylarginine hydrolase (gene adprh). NCBI's taxonomy places the organism in Eukaryota, Metazoa, Chordata, Chondrichthyes, Rajiformes, Rajidae. The record is from RefSeq and is a predicted model, not a curated record. The transcript has 3 exons. Gene Ontology annotation, molecular function: ADP-ribosylarginine-[protein] hydrolase activity; magnesium ion binding. Gene Ontology annotation, biological process: protein de-ADP-ribosylation. The coding region runs from base 96 to 1223 and encodes 375 amino acids.
ACGCCCUCACCUUGAUGGCCAUAGAUGUUAUCGCGGGGAUGGCGGCUGGAAACCCGGAGGCAUAAACCGCCGCUGCUCCCCUGAGGCGACAACAAAUGGCAGCUCCUGCACUGAGUGGGGGCGCGAUGGCGGCGCUGAUGCAGCGCUACGUGGCCGCCAUGGUGCUGAGCGGGGCGGGCGAUGCUCUGGGCUUCCACAGAGGGCGGUGGGAGUUUUGCCGCAGCGGCACGGAGAUCCACGCCGAGCUGAAGAAGGCGGGCGGCGUGAAGAAGCUCAACGUGUCGGCCUGGAUAGUGAGCGACGACACGGUGAUGCACCUGGCCACGGCCGAGGCGCUGGCGGCGGCGCCGGGUCCCACCGAGAGCCCGGAGACCCUGUACCCGCGGCUGGCCUGGGCCUACGUCAUGUGUAUGGACGACAUGGAUGGGAGGGCGCCAGGCAUAACGUGUAUGAGUGUAGUGCGUUUGCUGAAGUUGGAUCAACCUGAUGGCUGGAAGACCCCCUUCAAUCCCCAUGGUGGUGGCUGCGGAGCGGCAAUGCGGGCCAUGUGUAUCGGACUGCGGUAUCCCCACCCGCAUCAGCUGGAGGAUCUGAUCGCUGUGUCCGUGGAGAGUGGACGGAUGUCCCAUCACCACCCCACCGGCUACCUGGGCGCGCUGGCGGCUGCCUUGUUCACCGCGUAUGCAGUGAACGGCAAGCCCACGGUGAGCUGGGGUAAAGGCCUGAUGGAGGUACUGGAACAAGCAAAGAGCUACGUGCAAAAGAGCCAGCACGAGGCAGAACAAAACCUGGCUGCCUGGUCCUACUUUGAAAACCAAUGGAAGAGCUACCUGCGGAUGCGAGGCAUAGCGGACGGAGUGUCCAAGCCGAUAUUUCCCAAGGAUUAUGGCGUGGCCGAGCGAGAUAAGUUCUACGCGUCCGUCAGCUACUCCGGCUGGGGUGGUGCGAGCGGGCAUGAUGCCCCCAUGAUAGCCUACGAUGCCAUCCUGGGCUCGGGCACCUCCUGGGAGGAGCUUUGCAACAGGGGCGUCUUCCACGGAGGGGAUAACGACUCUACUGGUGCCAUCGCUGCCGCCUGGUGGGGAGCCAUGUAUGGCUUCCACGGCGUCCCCACAUCCAACCACAAAGGUGUGGAGUAUCAGAGCAGAUUGGAGACUGUGGCAAAGAAGUUGUUCGACUUAAGCCAUCCAAGUUCCCCAUCAGAAGCAAAGAGUGAUUUGUAAACUCCACCACUCUUCAACCUUGCACCUGUCCUCUGCUUGAGCUCGUAAUGAUUGCAUAUUAAAAAGUUCUCUUGGGUACAUAUAACGUGGAUUAAUACAAAAGAUAAAAGACUGUCCAUGUGGGAAGACGUUUCUUUGUAAGUUCACAAGUGAUAGGAGCAGAAUUAGGCCAUUCGGCCCAUCAAGUCCACUCCACCAUUCGAUCAUGGCUGAUAGAAACAUAGAAAAUAGGUGCAGGAGUAGGCCAUUCGGCCCUUCGAGUCUGCACCGCCAUUCAAUAUGAUCAUGGCUGAUCAUCCAACUCAGUAUCCUGUACCUGCCUUCUCUCCAUAUCCCCUGAUCCCUUUAGCCACAAGGGCCACAUCUUACUCCCUCUUAAAUAUAGCCAAUGAACUGGCCUCAACUACCUUCUGUGGCAGAGAAUUCCACAGAUUCAACACUCUCUGUGUAAAAAAUGAUUUUCUCAUCUCGGUUCCAGAAAACGUCCCUCUUAUCCUUAAACUGUGACCCCUGGUUCUGGACUUCCCCAAUAUCGGGAACAAUCUUCCUGCAUCUAGCCUGUCCAACCCCUAAUCUCCUAACCCCAUCUGAUCUCCUAACCCCAUUCUCCUGCCCUCUCCUCAUAAACCCUGACACCUGCACUAAUCAAGAGUCUAUUAAUCUCUGACUUAAAAACAUAUAGAUUUCUCUGUCCCCUCUCCAAUCAGGAAUAUGUGCCGUGUUUUGUACUCGACUACCAUAGUACAUGGUAUAGUGAGAAAUGUUAUAAAUGAAUGAAACAUAUUGAAGUCCCCAGAUUCUGAUCAGCAGAAGAAACAAAUGGUGUCUGUGUUUCAUAGUAAUGAACAUGACUUGGUUUGGAGAAGAUAAAUUUAGUUGCAGAUGAACCAAAGGUUAACAUUUGUAAAAAAAAGAAUGGUAUAACGUUGAUUUUGAUGCAGUAGUAGAAUAGUAUAGAGAAUAUAUAUAGUGGUGCAGUAGACUUGAUGGGCCGAAUGGCUUAAUCCAACUAUUUCUUAUGACCUUAAUAUUUCGGGACUCAUAUGCUGAGAGAAUGGAGCGUCUGGGCUUGUACACUCUGGAGUUUAGAAGGAUGAGCAUAUAAGAUUGUUAAGGGUUUGGACACACUAGAGGCAGGAAACAUGUUCCCGAUGUUGGGGGAGACCAGAACCAGGGGCCAGAGUUUAAGAAUAAGGAGUAAGCCAUUUAGAACGGAGACGAGGAAACACUUUUUCUCACAGAGAGUGGUGAGUCUGUGAAAUUCUCUGCCUCCUGGAGGCAGGUUCUCUGGAUGCUUUCAAGAGAGAGCUAGAUAGAGUUCUUAAAAAUAGUGGAGUCGGGGGAUAUGGGGAGAAGGCAGGAACGGGGUACUGAUUGGGGAUGAUCAGCCAUGAUCACAUUAAAUGGUAGUGUUGGCUCGAAGGCCCGAAUGGCCUACUCCUGUACCUAUUGUCUAAUAUACUAAUCUUACUAACAAACUUGGGAUGGCGGUUUCUGAAAAUAAAAUUUCUCAGCUGCAAGUUGUUAAGAAAUAUAUUUAUUAAUGCUUGCAGUGUUCUGCAUUUCUCAGUGUUACUUUCCAUGUAGUUGCAAAAAUACUAAGCAUACCCCCGACAUUUACAUCAAGAUUGUUGAUGUAUGUAGCAGACACCAAGACAUCCAGCACAAUCCCUGGGAUAUACUGUGUAUGAAUGAGCUGCAGAUGCUGGUUUACACCGAAGAUAGACACACCAUGCUGGAGUAACUCAGCGGGACAGGCAGCAUCUCUGGAGAGAAGGAAUGGGUGACGUUUCGGGUCGAGACCCUUGUUCAGACUGGGAUGCACUGUUGGAUACCUGCUUCCUAUCACUAGAGCGGUCUCUCUUCCAUCCUCGGUCCCGACCCGAAACGUCACCCCUUCCUUCUCUCCAGAGACGCUGCCUGUCCCGCUGAGUUAGUCAGCAUUUUGUGUCCCUCUUCCAUCCUCUUCCGCGUCCUGUGGCCAAGUCAAUUUUAGAUCUAAUCGAUGUCAAGGAGACACAAGGCAGAAUCUGCAGAACAAUGAAAUCUGGGGGAAAGAUUUCAUCAUUCAAAUGGAAACUUGACUUGAGGAAACAUGAACAAAAAAAAAGCCACUUUUCUGCACUUAUUCACUUUCUGAGCAAAUUGGAGUAGAUUAUGCUGCCUGACAUUGAAUCCGUAGGAUUUGGAGGUACAGGCUCUUCAGCUGAGGAGUCUACACUGACCAUCGAUCACCCAUUCACACUAGUUCUAUGUUAUCCCACUGUUGCGUGAACUCGUUUCACACUAGGAGCAACUUUAUUGAUCGAGGUCCAAUUUUACUCUUCAGGAGGAAACGGGAGCCCACAGGGUCACAAAUUGUCACCUUUCCUGCACCAUCUCUGACUGGAUGAAUCUGAGGAAGUUGUCUGUCUGAUGUUGGUUCAAAGUUUCAGGAGCAUCACCAACAUUUGCAAAUGGAACUGAAUUGUUACACUCAUGAAAUGUCUGCAAAUAGCGAGCCGGCACAGAGCUGUUGGAUUCGAAAUCCAUUUCAACUUAAUGCAACCGAAGUUGAUGACAAGACUUUGAAGUUUCAGGAAAGUACUUGACUUUCAAGCUAGACAGGUUUUGAGAGAGAAAUCUGCUUGUGGGGUGUGGAUGUGAAAGUGGUGUGAGCUGCAGAUGCUGGCUUAAACCGAAGAUUGGCACACACAAAAAGCUGGAGUAACUCAGCGGGACAAGGGUGAGGUUUCGGAUCGAGACCCUUCUUCAGAUAGGAAAGUGGGAUGACCUUGAACUAGUGAACAAAUGAUCAAUGGGCCAAAGUCUAGUUUCCAUGCUGUUUCUUUCUAUUCAUUUGAUACAGUUUUGGUCCCAACUUCAAGAUUUUCCAGCUCUCUCUGCUGGAGCUGUCACAAAGCCUUGUCUCCAUUUCCUAACGCACAUAUCAGUGUGAAGCAGCAUUUCUAGCACCUGACUCAGCACAAUUUGCACUAUAGUCUUUGUAUGACUCCUCUUCCAAAAAUCAGUGCAUUGGCUGAGAGAUCCUUAGCACUCAGGAAGUCACUAAUUGUGUCAAAUGCUUUAAUUUGGUGUCUAAUCAAGGUGUUAAUUUCUUAUGCAUCGAAUUGAAUACGUUUAAUAUGAUUUGUGUUUGAUGCUGGACUUUUGUAUUUAGUGACUUAACUUGAUUUUUCUUUGUUGCCUUAAUUCUAUGCAAAGCCAAAAUAAACGAUUGAAAUUAAA